This is a messenger RNA of Ailuropoda melanoleuca (giant panda), 2558 nucleotides long. It is a transcript of the gene CACNG6, whose product is annotated as calcium voltage-gated channel auxiliary subunit gamma 6. Gene Ontology annotation, molecular function: calcium channel regulator activity. Gene Ontology annotation, cellular component: membrane; L-type voltage-gated calcium channel complex. The transcript is spliced from 4 exons. Lineage: Eukaryota; Metazoa; Chordata; Mammalia; Carnivora; Ursidae. Gene Ontology annotation, biological process: regulation of calcium ion transmembrane transport via high voltage-gated calcium channel; calcium ion transport. Bases 1345 to 2127 code for a protein of 260 amino acids. The record is from RefSeq and is a predicted model, not a curated record.
UUCCUCCCCCCGCGUCCCCUUAAAAUACCCGGGGUCCCUAUGGCAACAGGCGCGACAGGUGCGGGUGUUAUUUACGGGUCGAGCCUGAAAUAGCCCGGGAGGGCGAGAGCGUGGGCGGGGAGGGCGAGGCCGGAGCGAGCCGAGCGGCGCGUCCGGGCGGAGCGGGCGGCGGCGUGCAGGACCCGACGGCUCGGAGGCUGCGCGGAGCUGGGGCCGGCGCGGCGCGGAGGCAGGAGAGCGAGAGGGGGCCUUCCCCGGGAGACCGGGGUGGGAGGCCUGCGGGAGGCAGCUGGCCUGGAGCUGAGCCUGGAGCGGUCCCGGCCCGGCAGGCCCUGGGAGCCCGGGGGAGGAGGAGCCGAGUGAUCCCAAAGGGACGCAGAGUCCCUUCCGGGUCCCAGUUGUCCUUCGAAUCCUGGGGGAUUUAGUCCCUGUUUCCUGAGCCUCAGUGGGGACCACAGCCCCUCCCUCUGACCCAGAGAGAGACCCCAGGUCCCCCUCCUGAGCCCGGGGGGCGUCCCUCUGCCCCCUUCUCUGGACCCCACUCUGUCUCUGAGCCACUAGUCCCCUCUCUCAGACCCACGGAGACGUUCUCCGAUCUCUCUUCUCUAAAUGGCCAGGGAGACACCCACCCCCUUUUCCUGAAACCAAGCCAGGACUCCACUGCCCCCUUCUGUGAAUAUUGGGGUCCUUUUGCUUUUCUGAGACUCAGAAGGAGUUCUGAUCUCCUCUUCUGAACCCCAGAGGGAACCCAGCUUCUCCCUCCUCAGACCCUGAGCCCAGAAGGAACCAGGAGGCAUCUCCUCUCAAACACUCCGAGGACCUCAGUAACCCUCCCUGGGUACCCCAAGCUCUGAGCCUUAGUGGGGUGCUCAGAUCCCUUUCCCCAGGACACCCAGUGUCCCUCUGGUGAUUUCUCCCCGUGGGGACCCAGAGCAGCCCCUCAGAGCUUCAGUCAGUGCUCGGUUCUCCUUCUUCUGGAGACCCGAGGCCCCCCCUCCUAGAGACCCAGCUUCUAGCUCUGGGCCUUGGGGAUACCUUGCUUUUCUUCUGGGUCCCCCCUUCCUUGCGGAGUUUCUGUGGCCUCCCCAGGCCCUCCUCUGAACUUAGAGGGUUUCUGGGCCAGAGGCUCCUUUUUUUCCCCCUUCUAAGCUCCAGAGGCGCCCUCGACUCCCCCACUGGAGGUUUCAAGGAAGAUUCAGAUCUUCCUUUCUCAGAAUCGGGUGGAAACUGAGCCCCUCACCUCCUUCAGGACCCCAGGCGCUCCCCUCCCGCCCUCAGGACCCCUCCUCAGCUCUGCCUCCUUUGCACCUGUUCUGAGCCCCAUCGGCUGCUGCGGCCUCUAGGAUGAUGAUGUGGUCCAACUUUUUCAUGCAAGAGGAGGACCGGCGGCGGCGGGAGGCUGCGGGCCGGCGGUGGGCUCAGGGGCAGCACCAGCUGACGCCGGAGCGGGAGGGAAAGAUCAAGCUGGGGCUCUUGCUGAGCGCCGUGGGCGCCACGCUGGCCGUGCUGGCGGUGGGCACCGAGUUCUGGGUGGAGCUCAACACCUACAAGACAAAUGGCAGUGCCAUCUGCGAUGCUGCCCACCUGGGGCUGUGGAAGAUGUGCACCAAGCGACUGUGGCAGGCCGACGUGCCCGCGGACAGAGACACCUGCGGCCCCGCAGAGCUGCCUGGAGAAGCAAACUGUACCUAUUUUAAAUUCUUUACCACGGGGGAGAAUGCACGCAUCUUCCAGAGAACUACAAAGAAAGAGGUGAAUCUGGCAGCUGCAGUGAUAGCGGUGCUAGGCUUGGCAGUCAUGGCCUUGGGGUGCCUCUGUAUCAUCAUGGUGCUCAGCAAGGGUGCAGAGUUCCUACUCCGAGUUGGAGCCAUCUGCCUUGGCCUCUCAGGCCUGCUGCUCCUGGUGAGCCUGGAGGUGUUCCGGCAUUCCGUGCGAGCCCUCCUGCAGAGAGUCAGCCCUGAGCCUCCCCCGGCCCCAGCCCUGGCCUACGAAUACUCCUGGUCCCUGGGCUGCGGUGUGGGGGCCGUCCUGGUCCUACUGCUGGGGGGUGGGUGCUUUCUCCUGCUCACCUUGCCUCCCUGGCCCUGGGGCUCCCUCUGCCCCAAGCAGGGGCCCAGGGCCGCCUAGAACCACCACCGUGCCUUCUGCAAACUCCUUCUAAACCCUUCUUUUUCUCCAUUUUAUCUCCCCAAAUCUGCCCUCCCAGCCCCCAUCCCGGAGAAACUGUUCUUAUUGUGGGGCACAUGUGGUUUGCACAGACCUGCCUCAUCUUUUCCCUCUGUGAAUGUGUUCUUCUCCGUGGCUGAAUUGGGAUGCUUGGGGGCGGGAUGCAGAGAGGCUUUUUGCAAACGAGGUUCCCCAGGGAAGGCUGGGGGGGACCUGAUGGGGUAACUAGGGAGUGGGGUGGGGGGAUCUUAGGAGGGAGUUGGAUCGAUUCAUUGCCCAGGUCUGGAUGUGUUCAGUUGUGGGAGAGACCUCUUCCAAUUAAUUUGAACCUUGGGGAAACGGGAGGGGGAGGGGAAAUCUUUGGGUCUGACCUUGCUACGGUCAGUUUGGGA